AUGGCCUCUACUACGUUAAAGGGAAAAGAACCUGCGAGACCUCUCGCCCGCAUCGACGUCGACCAUCCUCCUAAGGAGUCUCUUCUCCCCGUAGAAUCCAACCUUAUCGCGGACCCACUUCUUCAGUUCUUCGAGGGUAGUGAUAGAGCUAUUAUCUCCUACUGA
Molecule: messenger RNA, 165 nt
Organism: Aspergillus pseudonomiae
Lineage: Eukaryota; Fungi; Ascomycota; Eurotiomycetes; Eurotiales; Aspergillaceae
Exons: 2
Coding region: 1-165 (54 amino acids)
Source: RefSeq, a predicted model, not a curated record